Messenger RNA from Entelurus aequoreus (snake pipefish), 3952 nucleotides. RefSeq names its product RHO family interacting cell polarization regulator 2 (gene ripor2). NCBI's taxonomy places the organism in Eukaryota, Metazoa, Chordata, Actinopteri, Syngnathiformes, Syngnathidae. The record is from RefSeq and is a predicted model, not a curated record. The coding region runs from base 309 to 3527 and encodes 1072 amino acids. The transcript has 23 exons.
GAACACAAACUGGAAUGUGUGGGAGUGGGUGUCUUUCACCGUUUGCUCUGCACGACCGACGCUCGAACGCCACUAUCGCCGAUUUCUAUGAAAUUGAAUCAGUUUUAUUUUGUUUUAGCGAUUGUUCCUGUUUUUUUGUUUGCCGGGAGAACACCAGCUACUCUUGACGUAUGAAUGAAUGGUCGGAUUGAUGGAUGGAUGGAGGGGAGCAGGUAGACGAGCGCUAAAAACGCCGCAAAGAAGCUACUUUGAGUGAUUAAAAGGAAAAUAAAUCCAUUAAAGGUGUGUCGUCACGCAUCCCGGAGAUCAUGGCGGCCGCCGGGACGCACUCGCCGGGAGGCCCCAACGGCAUCAUCCGGAGUCAGUCGUUCGCCGGCUUCAGCACGCUGCAAGAGCGGCGGUCGCGGUGUAACUCCUUCAUGGGCAACUCCGUGGCGCAGAAGAAGCCUCAGUCUAAACCCAAAAAGCCCCAUCUGUCUGGUCACAAGGGGGGCAGCAGCUCCAGGGAGCCUCAGCCGAAAAGAUUGGAGGAGGUCUACAUCUCGCUCAAACAAGGCCUGCAUGAAUAUCUGGCGGUUCACCAAACAGAGUUGGAGAAGCUGACGUCUCUGAUGAAGGACAUGAAGAGGAACUCGCGCCUGGGAGUGCUGUAUGAUCUUGACAAGCAAAUCAAAGCCAUCGAGAGGUAUAUGAGACGCCUGGAGUUUCACAUGAGCAAGGUGGAUGAGCUCUAUGAGGCCUUCUGCAUCCAGAGUCGCCUGAGGGAUGGCGCCAGCCGCAUGAAGCAGGCCUUCACAUCCUCCCCUUCCACCAAGGGAACCAAGGAGAGCAUCGCUGAGGUUAACCGACGCUAUAAAGAGUACACAGAGAACAUGAGCGCCUUUGAGAGUGAUCUGGAGAACCUGCUUGGAGAGUUUCACAUCAAAAUGAAAGGUUUGGCAGGCUUUGCUAGGCUGUGUCCGGGAGACCAGUAUGAGAUAUUCAUGCGGUACGGUCGCCAGAGGUGGAAGCUAAAGGGCCGCAUCGAGGUGAACUCCAGACAGAGCUGGGACGGGGACGAGAUGGCCUUCAUGCCGCUCAUCACUGACCUCAUUAACAUCAAGGUGACCGAGCUGAAGGGCCUGGCUACUCACCUGUUGGUGGGCAGCGUCAUCUGCGAGACCAAGGAGCUCUUCACCGCCAUGCCUCAGGUAGUGGCGGUGGACGUCAACGACCUUGGGACCAUUAAGCUCAACCUGGAGGUCACGUGGUACCCCUUCGACGUGGAGGACCUUACACUGUCGUCGGGCAACGUGAGCAAAGCCACAGCGCUGCAGAGGCGGGUGUCUGUUUACAGCCAGGGCACACCGGAGACCCCCACCUUCCAGGAUGCCUCCUUCUUUAAGUGGCGGCCCUAUCCCGUGGAGCGCCAGCGUCUGUCCUUCCUGCACAUGAUCAGAGACGCCUUGCUCGAGAAGCUCAGGCGCACUCGCUCCUUUGGGGACCUGGCCUCGCUGCGGCCUAGACCCAAAUCCAGUCUGGAGGUCUAUUCGACUCUACCAGAUGACGUCUUUGAAAAUGGCGGCUGCGGCAUGGCCGAGUGCAAACGGCUCUCGUUCACCUUCUCCGACACCUCAACGUCCACGCCCAGCCCGAGUCCAGCGCCCAGUUCCCACUCCCCGGCCCAGUCCAACCCCGAAAUCACUGUCACUCCCCCCGAAACGAACACCUCCCCCUCCAGGCUCCUUGCGGCCAGAGAGGGCUCCAUCGCGGAGGAGGAUGAGGAGGACGGUGAGACGGGCAGCAGAGGAAGCGCCAGCCUGGCCAGCGACGAGGCGGCCGAGGACUCCGAGUGGGAACGCACCGAGUCCCAACGCAACUCCAGCGGCUCUAACCGCGGCUCAGACGCUCCUUCCUCGUGCUCAGACGGGCUUUUGUCAACAGUGGCGCCGGAGGACGUCUUUUUGGACCAUGCAGACGAGCUAAAGCCGGUGGAGCUAGACACUGAGGAGUGCGGCAACCUGACACGGCAGCUGGUGAAGCGUCUAACAUCUUCAGAAAUGCAGGGCGGCGGCAGCAACUUCUCUGAGAGCGUGGGAAGCCCGAGCUGGGCUGGAGAGGGAAGCAGGGCCUUUCUGGAGAGCAGCCUGGAGGACGCCAUCCACGGGCUGCUGAUGACACUGGAGGCGCUGACACAUCGCUGCAGGGAGCUGCAGGACCUGGAACAGGAAGUCAUGCGACUCGAGGACCUCCUGAAGUGUCGCCUACCGGGUCACAGAAGUCGCUCGUCCAGCCUCAGCCUAACGGUGGAGAGUGCAUUGGAGAGCUUCGAUUUCCUCAACACGUCAGACUUUGACGACGAAGACACCGGAGACGACGCUGCUGCCGCCAUCCUCAGCAUGCCGUCGCAGAGGUCACCAAUCUUUGAUCCCGACGGCGAGAGAAUCGGUGGCCAGCAUCCAGAAGCACGGGGCCACCUGAGCGAAGCCCUGACCGAGGACACCGGAGUGGGCAACAGCGUGGCGGGAAGCCCCCUGCCGCUCAGCAUGGGCAACGAGAACCUGGAUGUGGCAGUAGUCAUCCACCUGCAGUACUGCAACCACCUGAUCCAGCUGCUGACGGGAGCGGUGAGCACGUGGCGGCGGCGUGGCGUUCUCCUCAAGCUGUCCGCUCAGACUCAGCUUCUCGAGGAGCUGGCGGAGGUCAUUGUGGACAGAGAGGGGGCGGUGACCUCAGCGGCUGAUGUCCUGCCGGGCCUAGCAGAGCGCGAGGCUUUGAUGUCUCUGUGGUCUGAGUGCAGCGGGUCUGCCGGACUCUUCCACACCACACUUGACCGAAUGUUGACCCGCAUGACUCAGCGCUACACGCAGACGCUGCAGGAACUCCGUUGUAACGCAGUCAUCUCUUUGGUGGUAGGCGACAUGGUGGACCGCAGCGACCUUGUGGACUCCAAAAGUCCCGCCGCCACUCUCUGUCAGGACGUCAUCACCGUCUUUCAGUUCCACAGUUACGUGGUGGAACAUGAAGUUGGAGACAUGGGGGCACACCUGCUCCACCUGGCCUGCGAGGAGACAUUUGCGGAGGUCCUAUGCAGCGGAGACGCCUCCCGGUCUGCGUCCAUGCUCGAGGAGACGCCGCCGUCCUCCCUGUGGCCCCAAAUCAGCACCCUGAGGACGUUGGCGUCGCUGCUCACCGCCGAGGACCCCCGUCUCAACAAGGCGGCGGCCGACUACCUCAGCUCCGCUACGCUGCACGGACACUUUAGGAACAAAGCGGUGGAGUACUACACUCGGGCACUGUCGGAGGCGGGCGUUCAGAGCCAGAGGGCGGCAUGUGCGGCGCUCAGCUGCCUGCAGGCUGUGGAGAGUAUUCGAGCAGUGGUCGCGCUCUGUGACUCUGCUGACGAGGAGCUGCGGCACGUUGCCAUAGAAACGCUGCUCACGUUCGGUGAGGAGGGGCGUCUGGCCUACGAGCAGUUGGACACGGUGCCGGGCGAAAUGAUAUGUUUGGGCACCCGGCGAGGAAACGCUGUCACUACUGCCUUCUGAGCCAACGUGUCACAUGAAAAAAACUAAACUAUGGAAACCUGCUAGCGGUCUCACCGACAGGGAACACACACACACACACACACACUGCCUGUCAUUUUUGGGGGUUUUAACUGGAAUCACACAUGCUUGUUCACUCCUUCACUUCAAUAACCUUUUUACUGUGAAAGCUUAAUUUCUUUUUUGCACUUGUAAAAUACUCAGCCAGUCUCAUGUGCCGCUUUGUUCCGUGUUCUACAACUUCUAGAAUGUUCCGGGAUGGCCACCGUGUGUGUCGUCGUGUUUCAGGGAGGCUAAGAGAGGACGUGCAGUUUUUCCAAGUGCAAUUUUGUAUGUACAUAGUAAUGAUUCAUGUCAGGCAGGUUUCCUCACAAAAGUUGAUAAGGUGAAAAUGUGAGUAGGCGUUUUUUUUUUUUUUUUACAUCGAC